AGAAAGUGAACUUUCCAUGCCUUGUUGAGCUAUAUAGUUGAUUAAUUAGUGAUUUAAGAGAUUAGGAAGACCACAACUAUUAGAGUCCAAAAGAGUGCCUUGGGUAUUUACAUGUUUUUUUAAACCCGUAAACUAAACCACCUUCUUCAUCUCUACAAUGCUUCUUGGUAGUUAGUUUUUAGUUGUUGGCCUAUCCAAUCUUUCCGAAACACCAACAACUUCUUUAAUAUAUAUAUUCUCCUAUCUCAAAACCCAAUACACAUAAAAUAAUUAAAUAAAAUCCCUUAUAAUAAUUUUCUCCAUGUAUCAUCUAAUUAAUUAUUAUUACAAUUAUUAAAUAAUUAAAUAGCACCAUUACCAAUGCUUUUUAUUUAGCCCAUUCUUCCCACUACUAAUAUAACCGAAUACUUCUUCAUUCUCAUUUUUCAGAAGAGAAAGCUCUGUUUUCUGUUUUGGUUGAAAAGAGAGCUCAAAACAGAGUAAAAAUGGCGGAAACCGUAAAGAUCAUGAGGAAAUCAGUCUUUACUUUUCUUCAAAACUACAACCAUGUCAGUUCAACAGCUGCUCUAAUGGCUAUGCCUUUCUCCGCUUCAAUUCUCCUAUCCCAAGCUAUACUUCCUUCAUUUUCUUCUUCAUCUUCUUCAUCUCUGCUUUUCACCAUUUACAAUCGUAUACAAGCUCUCUUUGCCGCCGCUGGAUUCCCAGCCUCGUCGGAAUUCUUUGCCAUUCUCAACGAGAAACUUGCUCAGACAAUCUCCUCUUCCGUUAUCACUCUCCCUUUCACCCUAACUUUCUUUCUUAUAUGCAAAUCUUAUGUAAUUGAAUCACUUAGAAACCCUAAAUUGAAAUCGAGACCUUCCUUAUCCGCCGUUUUCGGCAAUUUCAGUCGUAUCUUCUCAACUUACCUCUGGAACUCGAUCCUAAUCCUCGCGGCCAACGCAACCGUCUUCGCUCUCCUCUUCCUCGUCUUCAAUUCGCUCGAAUCGUUUGGCCUACUCAAAUCAACCAACUCAGUUCUCUUUCUCUCCGCCUCCGGAGCCGUUUUUUACUCGAUUGUGCUCGCCAACGCCCUAAUCAUCUGCAAUUUGGGCCUGGUCUCGUCCGGCAUGGAGAGGUCCUCUAAUGGAGGCGGUUACUUGUCGACUCUGAGAGCUUGUGUUUUGAUUAGGGGAAGAACCUCGACGGCGUUAGCUUUGACUCUGCCUCUAAAUCUGGCCAUGGCAGCCAUCGAGGCUCUCUUCCAAUACAGAAUCGUGAGAUCCCUUACUGCAGUAUUAUUAUCAUCAUCAUCAACAACAUCUUCGUUUUGGAUGGUUAUGGAGUCUCUGUUGAUAUUCUACUUGUACUCGAUUAUGGUGGUUCUUGAUACAGUCGUGAAUUGUCUUUUCUACAAGAACUGUAAAGCCAUGGAGGAACAAGGAAGACUAUUUUGCUAUGGUAUCAAAGAUGAUGAUCACGACGAUGAUGCGUAUGGCUAUUACGUUUAUGACAGUUUGAAGACUCUGGAUUUAGAACAACUUCCUUAGAUUUUUUUUUCUUUUAUUUUUCUCUUCAAGCUUUCUGGGAAACCAAACAGAGAGCUCAUAGAUUAUAUGUACAACAA
Messenger RNA from Cannabis sativa, 1603 nucleotides. RefSeq lists its product as uncharacterized. The transcript has a single exon. The record is from RefSeq and is a predicted model, not a curated record. Bases 486 to 1526 code for a protein of 346 amino acids. Lineage: Eukaryota; Viridiplantae; Streptophyta; Magnoliopsida; Rosales; Cannabaceae.